Sparassis crispa is the source of this 2064-nucleotide messenger RNA. RefSeq names its product Dehydrogenase citC. Gene Ontology annotation, molecular function: flavin adenine dinucleotide binding; oxidoreductase activity, acting on CH-OH group of donors. The record is from RefSeq and is a predicted model, not a curated record. The transcript is spliced from 9 exons. NCBI's taxonomy places the organism in Eukaryota, Fungi, Basidiomycota, Agaricomycetes, Polyporales, Sparassidaceae. Bases 1 to 2064 code for a protein of 687 amino acids.
AUGCGGACUUCUGUUACGCGAGCCGUUCUCGCUGCGAUUUCGUUCUCUUACGUUGCUGGCUUCUCGAAUGCUCACGCGGACAUCCGCCACAAGUUGCAGCGACGCAACAUCAUCUAUGACGGCCAGAUCGCAGAAGCGUACGAUUUUGUCAUAGUCGGCGGCGGCACAGCCGGACUUGUCCUCGCGAAUAGGCUCUCCGAGGACUCCAACACCACCGUGCUUGUUCUCGAAGCAGGUGAUACCGGCAACUCUGUCGCCAAUAACAUCAACAUCCCGGCGGACGCGUACUAUAAUUCGCUUGUCGGGUCUUCUUACGAUUGGACGUACUUCACGGCUCCCCAACCUCAGGCAAACAACCGCGCAAUCAGCUGGCCUCGAGGUAAAGUGCUCGGCGGCUCUUCUGCAAUCAAUGGCAUGUACCUUGUCCGCCCGUCGGCUGUCGAGGUCGAUGCCUGGUCGAACAUGAUUGAAGGCGGCGAUCAGUGGAACUGGGACAACCUGUACGCCGGAAUGAAGACCAGCGAGACCUUCACUGCCCCCAGCUCUGCGAUCGCGGCCGAAGCUGGCAUCACGUACAACAUUGCCAGCCACGGUACGUCUGGCCCGAUUCAUGCGGCGUAUCCCGGAUACGAAAUGCCUCUAGUUGGAAAUUGGAGCGCCACGCUGAGUGCAGCUGGUGUACCGCCUUCGUCUGAUCCGUAUAACGGAAAUGGCUGGGGCUCGUUCGUCGCAACCUCGGCCAUUAAUCCGUCCAACUGGACGCGUUCCUACUCCAGAUCCGCUUAUAUCGACCCACUUCCACCUCGCGCCAACCUCGCGAUCCUCGCAAACGCUACGGUCACGCAGAUUAUCUUUACAAACUCGACUAAUGGAAAUCUUACGGCGACCUCUGUGCAGUAUGCCAGCAACCGCGAUGCGGCGAGGAACACGGUAAAGGUGAACAAGGAAGUCAUCCUCUCGGGAGGUGCCAUCGGCAGCCCGCAAGUCCUCAUGCUCAGCGGUGUCGGCCCGGAGGAUGUUCUCCAAGCUGCCGGCAUUCCCGUUCAAUUGGCGCUCCCGGGUGUCGGCCAGCAUCUGCAGGACCACAUCAGCACCGAAGUUCUGUACACGACAGGUGAACAGACGGCUGGCGCGAUCAAUGCUGCGAACGGUGGAGCUGCCAGCGACACCGCACCAGACCCCUUCCUCUCGUACAUCAACUCCGCCACAGCCUACGUCAACAUCUCCGUCCUUCUUGGGUCGAGCGCCGCGUCUUCCCUGUAUACUUCUAUUGCCAAUUCCCUGGAGUCAUCAGCAUCGACACUCGUACCGAGCCAGUACCCUGAAGUCGUUGAGGGAUACAAGACCAUCUACAAUGCCACCCUGUCUCAGUUUAACUCAGCCGUCGGCCAGAUGGAAAUUUUGCUGGCUUUGACAGGUGAUGGGACAAUUGCCAUCCAGGCGGCGUUGCAACAUCCGUUCAGCCAGGGACGUAUCUACAUCAAUACCGCGGACCCGUUCGCGCCCGCAGUGAUUGAUCCCGGUUACUUGUCGCACUCUGCAGAUGUUACCGUUAUGCGCGAGGGCCUCAAGUUCGCUAGGCAGCUUGGACAGACCUACCCAAUGAACCUCGCGACGACCAAAGAGGUUUCUCCUGGCCCCUCCGUUAGUACCGAUGAUGAGUGGGACACGUGGCUUGCAAACGAGAUUGGCACUGAGUUCCAUCCCUCAUGCUCGUGUGCAAUGCUGCCGCUGAGCCAGGGUGGUGUGGUUAAUGCUGAUCUGAUGGUCUACGGAACUUCUAACGUUCGUGUCGUCGACGCGUCUGUCUUUCCCAUCGAAUUCUCCGCCCACCUCGCUGCGCCGGUCUACGGUCUCGCAGAGAAGGCUGCAAGUAUCAUUCGCUCAGAUUACAACGGUGUCAGCGUGGCGACACCAAACGCAUCAUCAUCUGCGGGCUCGUCCGCGUCCGCAUCGCCGUCUCCGACGGCGGUCCGGACAAGCGGUGCUGCUUCCGUGGUCCACAACGGUGCAGCUGUAGCUCUUGCUGCGACGCUGAUUGCUGCGACGUUCUUCACUUUCUAA